Molecule: messenger RNA, 750 nt
Organism: Didymodactylos carnosus
Lineage: Eukaryota; Metazoa; Rotifera; Eurotatoria; Philodinida; Philodinidae
Source: the annotation of a GenBank genome assembly
AUGAAGAUAAUUACUUUAAAUGCGUGGGAUGGCAGAGGCGGUACUACAGCACUACUAAACUUCUUUAAAAAUUGGCAAGAUGUUGAUAUCUUCUGCUUGCAAGAGAUUUUUAACGGUGGUGAAAAUGAUGUAGACGAGGUAAAGUCGAAUGUACCGGAAAAAGAGUAUCGACUUUUUACACUAAUAACAGAAGCACUACCUACUCAUCAGGGAUUUUUCCGGCCAAGUCUGAAGGAUUUCUACGGGCUUGCUAUGUUCGUAAAGAAGAAUAUAACAAUCGUAGAAGAAGGUGUUUAUUUUGUCCACCAAUAUCAAGGAUAUGUUCCUGAUGAUGACAUUCGUUGUCAUGCUCGCAAUAUUCAAUAUAUUAAAACUGAAAUUAAUGGAAAACAAACAGCAGUGAUGAAUUUUCAUGGUCUUUGGAAUGGAAAUGGGAAGACUGAUACAGAGGAUAGAAUACAACAGUCAACAAAUAUUCUACAUAUUACAAAAAAUAUUUCAGAAAAUUUCGUUCUUUGUGGUGAUUUCAAUCUUUUACCGGAUACAAAGAGCAUUAAAAUGUUAGAAGCCGUUGGUUUAAGAAAUUUGAUCAAAGAAUAUGGCAUUACUUCCACUCGAACUUCUUAUUACAUGAAACCAGAUAGAUAUGCUGAUUAUGUUUUUGUAACAGCAGGACUAGAAGUAACAGAUUUUAAGGCUCUUCCUGAGGAAGUUUCUGAUCAUGCUCCAUUAUAUACUGAGGUAACUUAA